This is a messenger RNA of Tuber melanosporum (Perigord truffle), 1457 nucleotides long. RefSeq lists its product as uncharacterized. The record is from RefSeq and is a predicted model, not a curated record. Gene Ontology annotation, cellular component: nucleus; cytoplasm. Gene Ontology annotation, molecular function: RNA binding; sequence-specific DNA binding; RNA endonuclease activity. The transcript has 4 exons. The coding region runs from base 531 to 1349 and encodes 272 amino acids. NCBI's taxonomy places the organism in Eukaryota, Fungi, Ascomycota, Pezizomycetes, Pezizales, Tuberaceae.
AGAACGCCUUUCGAAGCUCUCAAUUUAUUGUCACGUUUCGGUCACCUAUUCCACACUCUGUGCUGCCUCUGAAACGACCCCAAGAAGACUACACGAAACAUAAUAACCCCAGACGAGGCGACCAAGACGGGAGAAAAACGUAAACCUUCUCCCCGCCUCAUCUGAGUGACCCGUACUCCUUGCUGUUAUAUUUAGGCCAUAAGGGUGACUUGGGCACGGCGUGCGAUUACAGGCAGACCUACGAUGCUAGCAUAAUACCGGUACGGUACUCGAGUGCUGUAAUUCAGCUACAGACGCGAACUCCCAAGCUGAGCUCUGAGCACUGAGUGCAAGAGAAGGAGAGACAUUGAUGGACAUGAAGCCGAUGCCAGUUUGUGCUUGCGCAAGAGUGCUGCAGUAUACCUCAUCAUCUCCUCCAUCCCAUGUGUGAUAAGCACAAACACACUCCUACCAUUUCCCUCCGAAUCAGAUACCAGUACCGCCCUUUCCAUUACCAGCCUUUCCACGACACGAACUUUUAAGCCACUCCAAUGCCAACUUCUCAACGCUCUGGUGAGCCUCACAGGCCAAAAAAAAUACCGACCCAGGAACAACAGAGCAACCCUUACUUGUCCAUGUUCAAUCAUUUUCGUGAUGAGCUUGAUGAACAUCACGACUGCCGUGAGAGGGUAAUUAAGGCAUCUCGUGAUAUUACUGCAUUGAGCAAGAAGAUGAUUUUCACUGUUCAGCGGGCUCGCGAACCUUUCUCUCCCCUUCCAGCUCCCCUUAGCGAGGAGUACGAAACCCGCUUCAAACAGGUUCAGAGCAUAAUAUCCAUUGUUUCACCUGAUCUUCAGGAUAUUUCUACCUACCGCUAUGCUCGCCAAAUCUCCGGGGGUAUUCAGGAAUAUAUCGAGGCAACAGCCUUCCAUCAUUACCUUACCACAGGCAAAUUGAUCCCUCUAUCAGAGGUCCAACAAUCGGUAAAGUCUCCUGUCGAGAUAACACCUGGAGAUUAUAUCCUUGGUAUAUUCGACCUGAUCGGAGAAAUGAUGCGGUUCUCUAUCACCAUGAUUGCGACGAGGGGCGGUGCGGACAAGGAUGAGAAAGUGGCCAAGGCUCUAAGAGAUCUAAGAGAAUUAAGGUUGGAAUUCGAGGGGUUGGAUACUACACUCGGUGGGGGGAGCGGGCUCCUGGGGAAGGAAGUUCAAAAGAAGCUUGGUGUCAUGAAAACUUGUGUAGAGAAGGUUGAGACGGCAGUUUGUGGGGUAAUUGUCCGGGGUAGUGAAAGGCCGAAAGGUUGGAUCCCCGACUUAACAGGGGCCGUAGGGGGAGGUGGCAGGAUGGAUAGGAUCUAUGAAGACGAGUAGAGUUAGUGCUGUGGAUGAGUCUUGCUGGCUAGGCUGUGCUCGCCUUAAUACCGGUACGGUAUGUUUUCUUGGUUGCCGCUUACUUGUAGCUUCAGCUUCCUACUUUUA